AUGGCGCAGUCUACUCUCUCGCCGCCGCAGUCCCCCGUCUCCUCGACAUCACGCGAAAGACCUCUCCAAAUCAACCGAGCAAACACCGCCCCGGAGAAGAUGUCAGUGAAUGGGCACCUUGCGUCUGUAGGCCAGAACGGGACGGCAGAUUUUGAACAUGGUGUCCAAGUCGUUGACGAGGACAAGCAGUUCAACCCUGAUCUGGGCAAGUAUCUCAGCUACUCCGGAGUUUCCCAUGCCGGGUUCAACUAUCAUCUCAUCUCCGUCUUCGGAUCGCAGUCAACCGGCAAGUCCACCCUACUCAAUGCUCUCUUCGAGACCGAUUUCUCCGUCAUGGCCGAGUCAGAAAGACGCCAAACUACUAGAGGGAUAUGGCUGGCGAAAAACAAAUCUGCAUCGACGGAGAUGGCGGACAAUAUCCUGGUAAUGGACGUCGAAGGAACAGACGGUCGGGAACGAGGGGAAGACCAAGACUUUGAACGCAAGAGCUCUCUAUUUGCGUUGGCCACCAGCGAAGUGCUGAUGGUCAAUAUCUGGGAGCAUCAGGUCGGAUUAUACCAGGGCGCCAAUAUGGGAUUGCUGAAGACGGUCUUUGAAGUCAACCUCCAACUGUUUCUCAAGGACAGAAAGUCCACCUCGCGGAGCUUGUUAUACUUUGUCAUUCGAGAUUUUCUUGGGACGACACCACUGCAGAAUCUGCGCAAUACGUUGAUGCAGGACAUGGGGAGGAUAUGGUCCAGUUUGUCCAAGCCUCCGGGGUUGGAGAAGAGCAGCAUUGACGACUACUUCGAUUUUGCUUUUACUGCUCUGCCACACAAGCUAUAUCAACCAGAGCAGUUUAAGGCUGAGGUGGCGAAGAUGGCAACACGGUUCAGGGACGGUCGUCGCGACCGCCGAAGAGAUGCAUUGUUGGGCGAAUUUGACGGUGGUAUAUUUCUCCCAGAAUAUCACCGGCGGAUACCCGCGGACGGCUUCUCCCAUUACGCCGAAGGUAUCUGGGAUCAGAUUGUGAAUAACAAAGACCUCGAUCUUCCGACCCAGCAAGAACUCCUGGCCCAGUUCAGGUGCGAUGAGAUAAUGAGAGAAGUCAUGAUCCCUUUUGACGAGGCGAUCACCCCACUCGAGACAAAACAAGCAGACGCUGCAAGAAUGGGCGCAGCCGAACCUAUAUCUGGAUUAGGUGCUGCUAUGAAGGAAGCGCGAACAGAUGCCAUCAAGAAUUUCGAGACUGAAGCAAGUAGAUACCACAAGGGUGUUUAUCAACGGAAACGGACGGAGCUCGAGAGCAAGAUUGACACCAGGCUGAAGGCGCUUUUCGCUGGGCAACUUUCAGCAGCGCACAAACAGGGCGUUCAACAGUUCUCGGACGCGGUCAGUUCCGCGGUCAAGGCUGGGCAGAAGAAAGGGGCGUCGUACGAUUUCGCUGAAAUCGUAACAGAACAGAAGAAGAUCGCGCUCGAUAACUUUGCUUCCGUUGGGAAAGAGGUCGCGAUCGAGGGGUUGCCUUGGUCUGACUAUAAACAAGAAAUGGCUCUGUACCAGAAAGAACUCGACAAGAUCUCAGGUCAGCUGCGACGGGACGAAAUCCGUCGACUUGCAACCAGGGUUGAAAGAUGGGUCAGGAGCAAACUCAAUGACAGCGUCGGCUUGGAGUUCAAUGCUCUUGGGUCCGGCCGCGGUGGCUCUGGUGCUCCCGAGCAGGGAGAUCGUCCUCAGGAAAAGGGCAUUUGGGACCGAAUCUGGUCUUUGUUCGUCGCCACUGUGAAGGAUGCUGAGAAGCGCUUCGCUGACCGAGCCGCUUCCUUUGACGCUAGCGCCGAAGAAGUUGAGGUCGGCAUCUGGCGCCUCAGAAGGAAAGCCUGGGGCGUACUACGUUCUAAGAUUGACGAAGAAAUGAUGGAAGGUAAUCUCUUACUGAAGCUCCGAGAGAACUUUGAGGACAAAUUCCGAUACGACGAGGCGGGCGUUCCGCGGAUCUGGCGUCCAACCGACGACAUUGAGGGCAUUUAUACCCGGGCUCGAGAAAGUACCCUAACUCUGAUACCUCUCCUCGCCCGCUUCCGGCAUUCAGAGACCGGAGCUCCACCACCUCUUGACCGGUGGAUCGGACCUACUCCUGCAGCAGCCACGGCGGCUGAUGAGGAAGAUCUGACUCCCAUUGGUGGCGUCGACGAGGAAGAGGGAAAGAGUCUGGAAGAGGAGACGACAAUCCUCAAUGAGGCCAAACGGCAGGACUUGACUGUUAGAUUCAAGAAGGCCGCUGAUGGUGUUUAUGUCGAAGCCAAGCGUAGUGCGAUUGGUGGUAUGACACAGGUGCCCCUUUACUUCUACGGUCUCUUGCUGGCACUGGGUUGGAACGAGAUCGUUGCUGUUCUUCGCAAUCCCGUCUACUUUAUGUUCCUUAUUAUCCUCGCCAUCGCCGCUUAUGUCACUUACACCCUGAAUCUGUGGGGCCCGAUGUUCAAGAUGGCAAAUGCGGCGUCCCAACAAGCCUUGGAAGAGGGCAAAAAGCGGCUUCGAGAGUUUUUGGAGGAAAACCCCACGGCGAGACACGCUGUGGCAAUGUCAACCGGCCGCGAUGAGUACGAAAUGAGCAAUCUGAGCUCGACUGCAAGGUCGAGGAAGGUGAAGACCGAUGGCGCGGAUGACGAGGAUGUUGAUGAUAUUUAG
Fonsecaea multimorphosa CBS 102226 is the source of this 2670-nucleotide messenger RNA. Its product is annotated as protein sey1. Gene Ontology annotation, molecular function: GTPase activity; GTP binding. The coding region runs from base 1 to 2670 and encodes 889 amino acids. Gene Ontology annotation, biological process: endoplasmic reticulum membrane fusion. Lineage: Eukaryota; Fungi; Ascomycota; Eurotiomycetes; Chaetothyriales; Herpotrichiellaceae. Gene Ontology annotation, cellular component: endoplasmic reticulum. The record is from RefSeq and is a predicted model, not a curated record. The transcript is spliced from 3 exons.